AUUAUCUUGAAUUACUUAAAAGUUCCCAAGAGCCAUCUAUAUCACUACCACAAUUCGAAUAUAAAUAAUGGCGUCACUUAAAGGAAGGCGCUCAACUAAAUCGGCUAAAGCGACGACACCGGCUGUUGUAUCAAAUGUCUCGAGCGUAUCAACAGCUUAUCUUCAGGAAUUGGAAGAUACAUUCCAGCUCUAUGAUCCGGAGAAUACAGGAGUGAUGUCACUCAAGAGUCUAAGGCUUGCAAUGAGAACAUUAGGUUUUGAGGCUUCUUUGGAGAAUGUUAUGGAAAUCAUCCGCGAAAUACCAUCGCUCAGUAUUCACAGACCCAAGAAAAAAAAAUGCUCAAUAGUCAAAGGUAUGAUAAGCAGCACCAACAAUAUCAACUCCAACAACAAUAAGAAUAAGGGCAAGGAGAAACAGAAUGACUUGGAGCCGAUUGCGGAAGGCAUCUCUGGUAUAAGACGGAGCUCACGUGUGACGUCUGGGGCAUUGAAGACAGGGUACAGGUCAAAAUAUGUGGAUGAAUCAGACGAGGCUUUAGUGAGUGACGAUGAUGACAAUGACGAUGACGAUGAAUAUGAGGACAUUAAAACCCUAGACUCAGACGGAGGCGGUGAUAAGAGCUUUAUUCGAAGGAAUACAGAAGAGAAUGAUUUUGGGGAUGACAACCUCUACUUCACUCUGCAAGAUUUUAUCACGAUCAUGAUACCUAAUGAGGACCAACACGGCCAGGAUGAGGUUUCACGGAUAUUCCAACUGUUUGACUUGCAGGGUAAGGGGUCGAUCCGCAUUGAAGAUCUGCGACGAGUUGCCAAGGAAUUGGCCAUAUCCAUGGGGGAUGAAGAACUGCGAGAGAUGAUCGAAGAGGCUGACCGUGAUGGUGAUGGAUGCGUUACUGAGCAGGAAUUUGCUCGGAUUUUAGAAAAGACAGGAUUUUGAAGACAUUGAUAGCUAGUAACAUCCACAGCCAUUUAUUGAAAAUUAUUAACAAACGGCUCAUAUGACUUUAUC
Messenger RNA from Lobosporangium transversale, 1009 nucleotides. RefSeq lists its product as hypothetical. Gene Ontology annotation, cellular component: centrosome; centriole. The transcript has 2 exons. Lineage: Eukaryota; Fungi; Mortierellomycota; Mortierellomycetes; Mortierellales; Mortierellaceae. Gene Ontology annotation, molecular function: calcium ion binding. The record is from RefSeq and is a predicted model, not a curated record. Gene Ontology annotation, biological process: mitotic cell cycle; centriole replication. Bases 68 to 937 code for a protein of 289 amino acids.